AUGUCUAAUAACAAGGAGAGCUCUCAUGCCGCCGAGACUCCCGUUUCGGCUCAUGAUGCGCAAGGUCCUGGCGUAACACCAGGACUUGGAAGUCCAGGUGUCCAGCGAAUCGAGGCUCUUUCAUCUCACCUACAUAUCCUCGACCGUGUGUUUCUCUUCUGUGGAGAUUUCCUCAUUGCCUAUGUCUACGGCCUCGAUAGCCUAUUGCGGGGCACUUAUCAGCCAUACGCUACGGCAUCAUAUGGAUCACAUAGCACCAUUGUUGAGGCGUCUUCGAGUACGGUCGAGCAAUUUGCUGCGGGCGCUGUGCUUUACCAGAUUGGAUACACGGCUAUUAUUCUGCUCGUUGAGGUUUUGGUUGCGGACGUCACGUCGCUUCGCUCUCGUCUGCUGUUUUCAUAUAUUCCAACACUUCCGUUUUUGAUCAACACUUGGAUUAGUGGAAACAUAACUGGGGCUGUGCUGAAAGUGACCACAUGGCGUUGGGGAAUCGGCAUGUUUGCGAUAAUCUAUCCCAUCUGCACGCUCCCUCUUCUCAUGGUUCUCUACAUUGUGUACCACAGAGCCAAGAAGGAUGGUACAGUGGAUCAUAUCGCAGGCGCAUUUCGCACGUUGGGUGUUCGGCGCCUGGCGAUUGAGUUGUUUUGGCAACUGGACGUGAUUGGUAUUAUCCUGAUGAUCGCUUUUCUUGCCAUGAUUUUGGUACCUCUCACGAUAGCCGGCGGCCUGGAUUCUCAGUGGAAGAAAGCAAGGAUCAUCGUUCCUCUCGUUCUGGGGCUGUGUUGUAUUCCGGCAUGGGUUAUUUGGGAGAGAACCUGCAAGCAUCCUAUGGUCCCAUUCAAGCUUCUAAAGGAUAGAGCCGUCUGGGGUGCCUUGGGAAUUGCUGUCAUGUUGAACACCGCAUGGGCUCUUCAAAGCGAAUAUCUAUACACCGUUCUCAUUGUUAGCUUUGGUGAGAGUAUUACAAGCGCAACGAGGAUAAGGUCCCUUUAUAGCUUUGCCAGUGUUCUCACUGGAUCCAUUCUAGGCCUUGUAGUCUACAAGGUCAGACGACUCAAGCCAUUCAUCGUUGGAGGUACAUUGUUGUUCAUGGUGGCAUAUGGUAUUCUGAUCUACUACCGCGGAGGGCCCGCAUCGUCCAGUCAUUCGGGGAUAAUUGGCGCCCAGAUCCUUUUGGGGAUUGCUGGAGGAUUGUUUCCUUACCCUGCGCAAGCCAGCAUCCAAGCUGCCACCAAGCAUGAGCACUUGGCCGUCGUCACCGGAUUAUUUCUAGCCUGCUACAAUAUCGGCACCGCAAUCGGAGGAAGCAUUUCUGGAGCCGUCUGGACCCAGGUUCUCCCCGGAGAGCUAAACAGUAGACUCGGUAACGCCACAAUGGCAACUCAAGCGUAUAAGGAUCCGUUCACAUUCAGUGCUACUUACCCAAUUGGGACCCCGGACCGUGAUGCCGUGGUAGCUGCUUACAAGCAUACGCAGAGGCUGUUGUGCAUUACCGGCAUUUGCUUGACCAUGCCGCUGGUUGCAUUUUCUCUCUGCACCCGCAACUUGGUUCGCGACUCCAUUUGCUUCAGAUCAAAUAUUGGAUAUUCGCUGAUCAUGUCUUCUGAUUUCGAUGCUAUUUGGGAGGACCUUCUGGCGGAUUUGAAGACACUACCUGCUAUCUCGUUUGAUGGAUUUGCCCGCCGAAUUCAUUUCCGAGCUCGCUGGAAUAGUGACUUCAACAGUCUGAGGAAGUACAUUGGCACUGACCAACCAUACCCUGCUGGCGAUGAAAGUCACAAUCAGGAGCUUGAUGGCAUGGACACAGGAAGUGAAUUCAGCAGGCUGGGAAAUUGGUUUCUUACUGCCGAGUUCAUGAGCAUUGAUGACGAUGGCUAUUGGCAGGAAUAUCUAGCAAUGCAACUUUUCCCGUUCAUUAUCUAUCCCAUCUUUACCCCAGAAGUACUCCGCGGUCUCAUGUCGAUGUGUCUUGCCGAGCAUCUCAAUAGUAAAUUCAAAAGCAAUGGUCAUCCUAGCCUCAUGGAGCUAGCAAACACUACCGGCUUCGCGGACUACUUCAUCAACAGAAUACAGACCAAAUCUUUCAUCAUUAACCUUGCCUUGACUGAUCCCACAAGGUCAGAUCAUUUGUUUAGCAUUUCAACCCUUCUGGUCGCGGACUAUCUGUAUUACAAAACGGCUUGGCUUGACAUCUUUAAACUGCUCUCGAAAGAGAGACCAAGCUUUAAAGCACUCCAUGCCUGGUCUCUUGUGACAUGGAAUGAGCAGGAACGGGGAGAUGGAGUGAAGACAGAUAACAUUGUGAAGAACUGUGGUAUAGCCGCGACAAUGGCAUAUUGUUCUGUGCUAGGCUCGCUGUCGACUUUCGAUGCACUGAACUUCUUCUACAAGGCAGUAAUAGCUGCGAUUGAUACAGAUUCAUUUCCAGAACUUCGCCCGUACCUCGACAGCAUCCAAGCAAGUCUGAAGAGGUUGAUUGACGAAGCCGCCAUCAUCAACGAAUUCGUAAGCUACUCCGAGAAGCUUUACACGACCUUCUACCACAACAUGUCCGAGAAUUGGCGUGAUGGAACUGGGUCAACAAGGGUUAGGCUCGCCCAUCCCGUCCUACUUUUAUGUGGACAUUAUGGAUUGAGGAAUCUAUCUCCGCUUAUACCGGUGGAAUUACAAUCUAGUCUCUUAUCUGGAACGAACCUGAAUCUUUCUCAAAGUGAAUCAAAGCAGAUAGAGGCCGUUGCUAACAACAACCGAUUCCUUGUGUCCACGAAGCCGCCGCGAUAUAGCCACGAGGGGUAUGGCACCGUGGCGUCGAAGUCUCUGAAAGUGUGCUCGGUCGGCUUCAACGGUGAAAAGCCCUUUACAACACCAUCGCAGGUGUUCUACACUACUACUGGACUUCGAGCGGUAGACCCAGGUUCCGCCAAAGCGAGUUGUCCACAUGCCCAUAUUGGACCGCUGAGAAGGGGACACGUUAUUUAUCGCCUGGCUGGCAACCCCGAUGACUAUAAGUACGAGGCAGUGGAAAUAAGUUCCAUAGAAGUGGGCCCAGAAACAGAGCAGAACGUAUACAGCGUGUCACUGUGGGCAGGCGAGCAAUCGCAUCACGCGAACGGUUACCUUCUUGCCAUCAAUGAUCCCAACAGAGCUGUGGAAGCCGCGGCCCGUGCCCUUCGUGCCUUUCCACCGAAGAAGCGGAUUUCACUUCUGGUAUCAUUUCACGAGCUCAGUUCCACGUUUACGAAGAACGACAUUCAAGCUAUCCAUGAGCGACUGAACUUCGAACUCUUUGGAAGUUAUGGGAAAAGAGAGGAAGGUCUAAUUUCACGGUCCGAAAUCUUCCCGGCCCUGGUCUCUCCAAGUGACCAGCUAAAAGCGAUGAAAUACAACCCUCGACAACUACCCAAUGGUGUGCCUCUGGACAUGAUACAAAGGAGAUUUUCACUGUUAGCAAUAGGCGACUCCAACUUGCCUUCGGCUUACACGCUGCCCGACUUGAGCGUCAUAGAUGACUGUAUUCUUAUAAAUGACGUGCCUCAGAUGAGAUGCAAGGUGAACCACCAUAGGAGAACGUUUCAAUGGACACGCAGAGUUCAAGAAAAUAUGUUUGAACAUGGGGUUCUAUCACUUUACUCUCACGGGCUGUCGGGUAAGGGUGUGGUACUCAUUUCUCCCACAGAUGCACCAGAAGAUUGCUCAAAGAAGGAUGUCCAAGCAUUUGAGGCAUUGCCCAAAAGUGUAGCAAAAAACAUCCAGCUGCUUCACGCCAAGCGGCAAGCGGGCGAACCUGAAAGCGACGAUGAAGGGGAAUACAUACCUGUUAUCACAGUUUCAAUGCAAUACGACAAGAACACAUGGGCCCCGGAUGAACCAAUAGAUGAACCGAAGGAUCCUAUGUCCGGUAUGGACGUGCAAUGGGGUUUUCUGUACCCACCUGAUGGAUCCCAGACCACAGAAACGAGAGUACCCAUUCUUGACGAGCUCAGAGAUCGACUCAACGAAAAAUACAAUCGAGAGUUUGAGAGGCUUUAUGAUAGCUGGGAGGUAAUACUGGAUGAUGGCAGGACCAGAGCAACCGUGGAAUUUAACCUUGCAAGCGUCGUGCCUUUUAUCUCCGAUGCUGGAAUGGACGUCAACACUCUGAAUGUGAAUUUCAAGUCCCAGUUGGGGAUCGAUAUCACUCUUCCGAUUCUUUUCCAGUCAUUUUAUAUUGACUAUGAUGUGGACCUGCGCACGGUCAAGGGGGCCAUAUUUGACUACAAUCCUCUGAUGCGUGACACAAAAGGAGAUAGGCAUUACAUCUGUGGGACUUCCGACAUUGAUGAUUCCGAGAUCUAUGAUAUGCGGUUGAAGACAUCUAGAGCGUUUGCAGAUUGUGCGAACUUGACUGCGCCGACAUCGUUCACGUCGGCCUUACACCCAGCAGAAGUGACCGAACAGUUGCAUCUGCUGCAAGAGCCUACUGUCGACGAACUUCUCAACCCGUAUGGCUAUGAUGAGGUUGCACGCGAAGAUGUGACCGGCCAGGCCAAGCCCACAAACUUAGAUUCGAGUUUGGCGGAAAAUCUCCCGUCAGACCUGCAGAAAUUCUUUCGAGAGAAGUACGCCCCGGCGUUUCUAUGUCAGUCGGUGAUGCGCUAUGAAAAGUAUGAGGAUAAGUUCACGGAGCAGGAGAAGAAGAACAUGCGGUAUUGGUGGGACGGAAAUGGUGACAAGUGUCUUGCAAAGUCCAAGGAAUAUGCAGAAAUCAACCGCCGGGCUUCUGUUGAAGCCGUUCGACAAUUUAAUAAAGACAUACUCGAUAAAUAUCUCGACGAUAACCCGACGGAGUGGGCCUGCACUCUUUACGCCGCUCUGAAGGAUAAGGGGCGAAUGUUGACGUAUCUAGCACAUCCUAUCCAGGGCAGCGUAAAUGUGAUCAACCGCGAGUGCUGUAUCCUUGACGCAUUGGCACCAUCGGAGGGAAUAGCUGAUCAGUGGUUCGAAUACUUCGUUGGCUUCGCCAGUGAGCGCCAUAUUCACUAUCCAUACAUUGAUCCAGACGAGGACCUGGCUGGUCAAUGGUUACAUGAUUCGAUGAAGGAUCUCAUUCAACGUGUCCUUGAGGGAGAUCCUUCCGUCGAUGAGGAUGUGCGCAAGGGGUUGGAAAAAGACAUAGAAGAGUUUGAAAAGGCGAAUGGACUUGAUCAAACUGCAACCGCUGAGGCCAGGGCCAGCAAUAUCGUGGAGAAGGGGGCGGUGUUCUUUGCAGAAGCGAAGAAGUGGCUGACCGCGGUAGGCAAAGGCCUUGCGGUUGCUUUGCAAGGAACGAGGUUGUUUCAAUUGGCGGAAGCUAGCUUUGAGCAGGUGACAAAAGCUAUCGGUGACAGCUUGCCAGGGCUUAAGAAGCUGAAGCCAAUUGCUACUAUAGGAAUGGUCGCGUUUUACGUUUUCCAACUUGCGUCGAGUCUCUAUGGGCUGAUCACAGAUUGGGACACCAUGGAAGACGCUAAGAAAGCUGUGGUCAUAUUGGAGAUGAUACAGACCGUUGUGAAUGGCAUCGGUCAGGCUCGUGAUGCCUGGAAUAAUUACAAAAACAGAGAUACUGCCACAACUCCAGAGGACGCCUUAGAUACCGCCACUCUAAACCAGGGGGUGGAGAAGUCAGUUUCUGAAAGUGGAGGCGGGCUCGCUGAGAUGUCCGACGAGAUUAAUGGCGAAGGCACAUUCAACGAGAUUGUUAGCGACCACUUGCUCCCAGAGGGCCCAGCUACCGAAGGCGACAAUGCAGGACGUUGGAACGAAGGCGCCGAUAAACCGCCAGAGAAUAUUCCAGCCGGUGGGGAGGAUGUGGUGUCUAAGUGGAAUGUAUCUGGAAAUGCUGUCAAGAUCAUUAAUGCUUUCUUGGGUAUUGGGCUAGUUAUCGCAAUGACCUUCAGUUUGGUCCAGGACUGGGAUAAAUUGACAACGGGAGGAAAGAUCAUCAACACGAUCGCGCUGCUUUCGCAAACACUCACCGUGGUUUUGGAUAUUGUGGAGGUGGGCUCAUCCAUUGGACUCUAUACAGUCACAGGGGUAUUUGCCACAGCUUUGCCCAUACUCGGGGCUGUGCUCGCGGUUCUUGGCGUUGUGAUGAUGCUGAUCAACCUGUUUGUGAACUUGUUCGGUGGCUCCCCACCUCCCGACCCGGUGCAUGAAUUCAUCGACCAUGUAGCCAAAUGCCUAGUUGGGGGAUUUGAAAAGGCGCCUCCGCCGAAACUUGACUAUACCAUCUCCAGCGUCACCUAUGAAUCCGGCAAAGUGACCGGCAUCACCAUUAAGGGCGAAAACACCACAGCCGAUGAAAUCAGCAUCCCGAAUGCACGCAUUAUCGUGACCAGCGGCAGCGACGACGUCUGUCUGUUCUCUACGAGUGAAUUUGAGCUGGUGGAGGACUCAGACCCCGACAAAGACUCGGAUGGACAUCUCUAUGUGACUCCGAACAGUAAAGCCGAGGGCACCUUAUCCAGUAGCGUCCUCGGUGAUGAGACGGAAUACCAUGAAUAUGAUCUAGUAGUCGGAGGAAACAAGAAGGAUACGGAGAACAGUUUGCACAAGCUGAUCCUGCAAGCGAAGGAGAGCUUCACAGCAGUCUGGACGGGAAAGAUCAACAAAAGCGGUCGGAGUCUGGUCGAGAUCAUUGAGAAAUCGGAUCUUGACAAAUGCCAUGUUCAGUACACGGUGUUGAGAAUCUGA
Molecule: messenger RNA, 6711 nt
Organism: Aspergillus piperis CBS 112811
Lineage: Eukaryota; Fungi; Ascomycota; Eurotiomycetes; Eurotiales; Aspergillaceae
Exons: 24
Coding region: 1-6711 (2236 amino acids)
Biological process (GO): intracellular iron ion homeostasis; transmembrane transport
Cellular component (GO): endosome; vacuolar membrane
Molecular function (GO): siderophore-iron transmembrane transporter activity
Source: RefSeq, a predicted model, not a curated record